Prorocentrum cordatum is the source of this 304-nucleotide messenger RNA. The record is from the annotation of a GenBank genome assembly. Lineage: Eukaryota; Dinophyceae; Prorocentrales; Prorocentraceae.
CAGGACGAGGCCGUCCGGCUCGGGGCCGUGGGCGCGCUGUCGCAGCUCGCCGCCCGGGACGACAGAACCGCGGUGGAGCUCGUGGUGGCGCGCCUGGCGCGCGGCAGCGAGGAGGCCCAGAUGGCAGCGGCGGCGGCCUUGGGCGUCGUCGCCAGCCGGGGCAACGAGCGCGCGGUGGAGAUGUCGCUCGCCCUGGCGGUGGACCGCGACGCGGGCACCAGGCGAGCGGCGAUCCGCGCGCUCGGGCUGGUGGCCCCCGCGGGGGACGCCGCCGCGACCAGCCGCGUCGGGGCGUGCCUCGAGG